This is a messenger RNA of Morchella sextelata, 1107 nucleotides long. RefSeq lists its product as uncharacterized. The transcript has a single exon. Bases 1 to 1107 code for a protein of 368 amino acids. The record is from RefSeq and is a predicted model, not a curated record. NCBI's taxonomy places the organism in Eukaryota, Fungi, Ascomycota, Pezizomycetes, Pezizales, Morchellaceae.
AUGGGCGGUUUAUCAUAUCGGUCCUCAUCUCCUCCGACGCCCUCUAUCGCCCCUCAGGUCUUCGAAGAGGAGGAUCCUGUACCCCUCCUGUUCCUCGACGACGACCUUAGUGAUUUGUCGGCAGGUAUAGAUUCGUCCUCUCCUCCAGGAAGCCCCGCUUUCAACUCGGAUGAUAAUAUGGGCCAAUACAUGUCGAUCACUUCAUUCCCGCCCUUAAAUAUAGGCAUGUCCGCCUUUUCGACACGCAAGAAGGCAUCACCAAAGACAGCUAUGAAAUCCUCAUCCGCCCUAGCGAAGUCCUCAGGAUCUACCAACAGCACUGGUGGCAAGCUCAAGAAGAUUGUACGCUUCUUAGAACAAGUCGAGUUUGUGCCCUCUUCGGGCCCGUCUUUCACGCCUCAUUAUACAUAUGAUGAUGAAGAGGACGAUGCCGGUUUUCGCCAGUCCAACAAGAAGCAGCGUACACGAUCACCUACCAACGACUAUGACAACAUCCGAGACGAUCCAGCCAUAAACUCAGGUUUAGGCCGAGCCGGAUCUCCAAACAGGUCGCCAAACCGCUCUCCUAAUGGCUCAUCAAAGCAUCUCCCGAUGCCCGUGAUUGAGGUAGACAACGACUACCUCUCGCCACCACAAGAGUACUAUUUUUCGUACUCUCCUCCCUCACCACCACCCUCGUGGCGCAUCCCACCCUCAAGCCUUAUCGGGAGACAACCACAUGUACAGGAGCCACCACGAGUGCGCUCACCACGUCAAGAGGGCGAAGAGAUUGAUCUGAUGGCUCAUGGCGACAAGCCGGCGCGAGACAGUGGGAUCUACAUGGACUACUCGGAUGAUUCAGACUCGGAACAUCACAAUGGACAGCUUCUGUCGCCGCCGUCAUCGCCGCAUCCACCAACUAUUCAUCCUGUUAUUGCGAGGAAGAUGUGGCCACAUGGAGAGAUCAGGUUUGAGGACCAGUGGGGGAGACGAUUGGUUCCUGCAGGUCAUAAGGAUAGCUUCAGGUUUGACCUGUGGCCAGUGGAGGAGGAUGUUAAUGGAGAAGGUGUCGGUGCGAACGCAAAAGGUGCUUGGGUAGGAAGGUUUAGGGGUAUGAGUAGAGAUUAG